This is a messenger RNA of Episyrphus balteatus (marmalade hoverfly), 967 nucleotides long. RefSeq lists its product as uncharacterized. The record is from RefSeq and is a predicted model, not a curated record. The transcript has 2 exons. NCBI's taxonomy places the organism in Eukaryota, Metazoa, Arthropoda, Insecta, Diptera, Syrphidae. The coding region runs from base 71 to 910 and encodes 279 amino acids.
UAUGUAUUUAACGAUGAUAUAUUCCAGUAAUGUCGAUCAUUCGUGGGGCUCAAUUUAAAGAAUAAACAUCAUGGUUCGGCAUUACUGGAAAAUGUUUAUUUAUGUUUUCGUGUUUGGUGUGAUAUGUAAAGGAGACGGACUACCUGAAAAAGUUUUCAUCGUAUACCCAUAUAAAGAAGGUGAUAUUGUACAAUCUAAACCUAAGUUUCCAGCAGAAAACUUUGAAAAUAAAAUUGAAAGAAAACCAAAAAUGUUAGAUGACGCAAAAGUUCAUUUAAUCUAUCCAACUCAUGAGGAUUUUGUCAUAAUGACACCUGCACCGAUGUACGAUUCCAAUGAGUCUUUAUUGGAAUCCACAACCAUAGCAGAAAGCUCAACGGACUUUUUUAAUGAUUUAAUAACAACUACCGAAACUAUUGAUGACGAUUUAAGAUCAGUGGAUGAGAACAAAGCUGAAACAACUACUAGCGAUAUUGAAUCAACAACAAUAGAUCUUAUAACGACAACUGAUAUCCCUAUACAAACAGAAACAUCACCACUUCCAGAAAAAAAAUUGCUUGAUAUCUUUGAAGAAACAGGUCCAAAGAAAACUUUGAGAAAACGCAUGUUUGAAGCGACUAAAUUUUCGAGAAAAUAUCCAUCAAAUUUGAAAAUGAAUAAUGAUAUGAAAAUACCAACGACUGAGAGUCCUUUGAAUGCAUUUAAAAACUGGUAUAGAAAAACAAAUAGACAUGAAACCGUCAUGGUUUUGAGUAAAACAAAAAAGCAUUCAAGCAAUAAAGCUAAUGAAAGCACAACCGAACCAAGUUCAGUUAAUACAAGUACCACGGAAAAGAAGGAAAUUAAAAAGGAUCAACGUUACACGAGACGUUAUACGAGGACAUAUAAAAGAAAAACAGUUUAUAUAUAAAAUUUAAAAAUGAAUAAAAAAAAAUAAAACACUUUGAUUUUAAAUCAAAAAUAAAAC